UCGCUCUCGCUCUCACUCUCACUCUCACGAGUUGCACCUCUUUUUUCAAAGAAACCAACCAACUAUUUUGCUUUCAUAAAACCCCUCCAAAUUUCCCAUCGAUCAAACAAAACAAUAAGGAAAUUACAGUCCUCAACAUCAACAAGUUUUGCCAUUGCGAAACUUCUCCAUCACACAAAACAAAAGCCUCGGCCUUGAGAUCUCUCUAUCUCCGUUCGCCGGAAGCGGCAGCGCCGGAAUGUGGGCGUGAAGAGUAAGGAAAAUGAGUUUCCAGCAGAGGUUUUCAAUUUCAUGGGACUCUAAUCACCAUCGUCUCUUGAGGCCGCUUCUCAAGUCUCCGGCUAGAUCCUCUCUCCUCUUCUUCUUCUCUCUCUUCCUCCUCCUCGGCGCGUUCCUCUCCACGCGCCUCCUCCAUUAUUCCACCACGGUAGCAGGUAAUUUGUCUCGGAGCAGAAUAAAAGAAGGUACGAAAUCUCAUUUUUACCCCAACAACACUUCCGAAAUUCCGAAAAAGCCAAGAAGACGACAAGUCGAAUUUGCACUCGAUUGCGCGUCCUUCAAUAACCUCACAGUCACAGGAGGAGCAUGCCCCGCCUGCUACCCGGCGGAUUGGACAGGCGAGGAAGAUCCGGACCGUGGAGCGGGGGCCACGUGUCCGGAGUACUUCCGUUGGAUCCACGAGGACCUGCGGCCGUGGGCCCGCACGGGGAUCACGAGGGCGGCGGUGGAGGCGGCGAAACGGACGGCGAAUUUCCGGCUGGUGAUCGUGAAGGGGAAGGCUUACGUGGAGAGUUUUGAGAAGUCGUUUCAGACGAGAGAUAGUUUUACGGUGUGGGGGAUCCUACAGUUGUUACGGAGGUACCCCGGGAAGGUGCCUGAUCUGGAGCUCAUGUUUGAUUGCGUUGACUGGCCCGUGAUUUUGACCCGCCACUUUAGUGGGCCUAAUGGGCCGCCCCCUCCUCCUGUGUUUCGCUAUUGUGCUGAUGAUGCCACGCUGGACAUUGUUUUUCCUGAUUGGUCCUUCUGGGGAUGGCCAGAGAUCAAUAUAAAGCCAUGGGAGCAAUUGUUGAAGGAUCUGAAAGAAGGGAACAAAAGGAUCCCAUGGAAGAGGAGAGAGCCUUAUGCUUAUUGGAAGGGAAAUCCAGCCGUGGCCAAAACCCGACAAGAUCUCCUCAAAUGCAAUGUCUCCGACCAACAAGACUGGAAUGCCCGUGUAUUCGCUCAGGAUUGGAUGAAAGAAUCCCAGCAAGGAUACAAUGAAUCAGAUCUUGCAAACCAAUGUCUUCAUAGGUACAAAAUCUAUAUAGAAGGAUCAGCUUGGUCCGUUAGUGAAAAGUACAUUCUUGCUUGCGAUUCUGUUACCUUUAUCGUCAAGCCCCGUUACUACGACUUCUUCACGAGAGGUUUGAUGCCGGUGCACCACUACUGGCCCGUAAAGGAAGACGACAAGUGCAAGUCUAUAAAAUUUGCAGUUGAGUGGGGCAACAGCCAUAAGCAAAAGGCGCAGGCCAUUGGCAAGGCAGCAAGCAGUUUCAUCCAAGAGGAGCUGAAGAUGGACUAUGUGUAUGACUACAUGUUUCAUCUUCUAAGUGAAUAUUCUAAACUUCUAAUUUUCAAGCCAAUGAUACCGCGAGGUGCGACCGAGCUAUGUUCGGAGGCAAUGGCUUGUCCAGCUGAAGGGUUAACUCGAAAAUUCAUGAUGGAAUCAUUGGUGAAAAGCCCUGCAGAUGCGAGCCCAUGCACAAUGCCACCCCCGUAUGAUCCUGCAUCGCUUCAUUUUGUUCUUAGUAGAAAAGUGAAUUCAAUCAAACAAGUAGAAAAAUGGGAGAAAUCUUUCUGGGAUGGCCGAAGCAAGCAGCCAUAGAGACCCCUCCCCUGUUCUUCCUCCUUAAACAGGUAUUCGUUACAUUUGAAACACAUGCCAUUUUCUUUCAUCUUCUUCCAUCAGAAUUUCAAUACAAAAAAGUUCGAUCAAUGAUGAUCAUAUCAUACAAAAACUCAUUUGGGUGUUCUUCUCUUAACAUGUUUUCCUCUUCAAGUUGUUCAAAUUAAAUCUUUCCAUUCUGGUUCAUUUAGAAACAUGAAAAACAAAGAGUUACGAAUCAUGUGAAAGAAUAAUUUUAUAUAGAAUUACAAUAGAUCAUUACAGCUUUAGAGCUCAAUAAAACCCCAUGAAGCAGAAACAAGACUCUGAAAAAGACAAAAACAUACAAAAAGAAAAGAAGAAAAUCAGAGUGGCAUCACAACAUUAUGCCAAGUCUCAAGAAUGAAGACAGAGAAAAA
Molecule: messenger RNA, 2283 nt
Organism: Momordica charantia (bitter melon)
Lineage: Eukaryota; Viridiplantae; Streptophyta; Magnoliopsida; Cucurbitales; Cucurbitaceae
Source: RefSeq, a predicted model, not a curated record